Messenger RNA from Parastagonospora nodorum SN15, 165 nucleotides. RefSeq lists its product as hypothetical. Bases 1 to 165 code for a protein of 54 amino acids. The record is from RefSeq and is a predicted model, not a curated record. The transcript is spliced from 3 exons. Lineage: Eukaryota; Fungi; Ascomycota; Dothideomycetes; Pleosporales; Phaeosphaeriaceae.
AUGGCACAGAUUGCCAAAGCAUCAUGCAUGGUCAGUGGCUCAUGGAGCCUUCCGGGCAUCAAUACCCACAUUCAGAUCAUAUGCAGCAGAACUAGCAGGGCUACAAGCAGACCUCGGCGGAUGAACACUGCACCCGUCUCAAUUCAGGAUUUCGUCACACCUUGA